UUACCUGAUGCGAGGUUAAUUUGGUCUACAUCAAUCUAUGUGCAGCGACGUGUUUAUAAUGUCCAUGGGCCACGCAGUGAUGAGGAGCAGGAACAACAAGGACAUGCACACCAUUAUGAUCACCAUCAUCAUCAUCAUCACGAUCAUGAUCAUACUGAUAAUGGACAUGGACAUCAUUUGCACAAGGCCACAAUGGACAAACAGUUGGCCAUGCCUGUGAAUAAAAAAUCUAAAGAAGAUGAAAUCCAUUAUGGAGACAAUGAUAAUAAUGAUGAUGACAAUGAGGAGGGAAAUGAAAAAGUUGGCAUUAACAAUGAUAAUGACAAUGAUGAUGAUGAUGAUGAUGAUGAUGAGGAAGCGGACAAGGAAAAGAUGCAAGAGGAAUUAGAUGGAUUCAAUUUCGAGGCAGACGCUUUGAAUAAUACAAAAAACGCUGAAGUCGAUUUUGUGUUCUUCAAUCGUGUACCCAAAGUUGGCAGUCAAUCGCUAAUGGAGCUAAUGACACGUUUGGGCAAAAUCAAUGGUUUCAUUCAUGCUCGGAAUAAGGGCAGUGCCCAUGAGACAAUAUUAACGAACAAGAUUGGUCAAAAGAAUCUUGUGGCCGAUUUGUUAACACGCCCCAAGCCGCACAUUUAUAGCCAGCAUAUUGCAUAUAUAAAUUUUACACGUUUCCAUCUGCCACGACCGAUCUAUAUCAAUUUGGUACGCGAUCCAAUUGAACGUAUUAUCAGUUGGCAUUAUUAUAUACGCGCUCCAUGGUAUUAUCAUGAUAUGAAAGCCAAAUUGGGUGACAGUGCACUGCCCAUGCCAUCGGAUGAGUUCCUUAAUCUAGAUCUAGACACCUGUGUACGCAAUCAUGAUCCACAUUGCACAUUUACACAAAUGCAAAUGAAAAAUGGCGUAGGCGAUCAUCGUCGUCAGACGCUUUUCUUUUGUGGCAUGAAUCAAAAGUUGUGCAUGCCAUUCAAUUCAGAGGCGGCCAUGCAGAAGGCCAAACGCACUGUGGAAGCCGAUUAUGCUGUUGUAGGCACCUGGGAGGAUACAAAUAUCACUUUGGCCGUUCUGGAGGCCUAUAUACCACGAUAUUUUCGCAAUGCCAAAGUUGCUUACUAUUUGGGUAAGGAGCGUUUGUCGCGUGUUAAUCGCAAUAAUGUCACACGUAUCGUAAGCGAUGAAACUCGUCAGAUUUUGCGACACAAUUUGACAAAUGAAAUUGAAUUCUAUGAGUUCUGUAAGCAACGUUUAUAUCUACAAUAUGCGGCCCUAAGUCAUGGUAAAAAAUUUGAAGAGGAUGAUUAUCUACUAGUGGCAGAGCAGCGUAAUGAAUAUAACGAUGAUGAUGAUUAUUAGAGA
Drosophila willistoni is the source of this 1353-nucleotide messenger RNA. RefSeq names its product heparan sulfate 2-O-sulfotransferase pipe. The record is from RefSeq and is a predicted model, not a curated record. Gene Ontology annotation, cellular component: membrane. NCBI's taxonomy places the organism in Eukaryota, Metazoa, Arthropoda, Insecta, Diptera, Drosophilidae. Gene Ontology annotation, molecular function: sulfotransferase activity. The annotation marks the transcript as partial. The transcript has 3 exons.